Stomoxys calcitrans (stable fly) is the source of this 1433-nucleotide messenger RNA. It is a transcript of the gene Nthl1, whose product is annotated as endonuclease III-like protein 1. The transcript has 4 exons. Gene Ontology annotation, molecular function: DNA-(apurinic or apyrimidinic site) endonuclease activity; oxidized pyrimidine nucleobase lesion DNA N-glycosylase activity; DNA binding. Gene Ontology annotation, cellular component: nucleus. Gene Ontology annotation, biological process: base-excision repair; nucleotide-excision repair; base-excision repair, AP site formation. The record is from RefSeq and is a predicted model, not a curated record. Lineage: Eukaryota; Metazoa; Arthropoda; Insecta; Diptera; Muscidae. The coding region runs from base 70 to 1329 and encodes 419 amino acids.
AAGAAGCAAAUCUAUCUGUUUUUGUGAAUUGGCGCUGUAAUUUUUGUAUUUUUUUUUUGUUUCGAAUGAAUGUUUAAACAAUUUAUUUUAUAUCUUGGCAAGAACAUGAGUACCACCAAUAAGAAAUCUAGAGAAACCUUGGCCAAGAAGUUAGCUGGGAAGAAAGUUCCUGUAAAACGAGAAGUAGAACUUAAACCAGAACUCUUUUCUGAGGUAAAAAAUAAUAAGAAAACCAGACUAACAACUUCCGCUAAAAAUACAGAUCUCUCUGGAAAAGAAGAUGUUGCCUUGAAGAAAGUUAUAAAGAAAUCAAAACGGGUGACCAAAACAACUGAUAUAGUAAAUGAUCUGAAAGAACCGCCUUUCGAAGUAGCAUUAGAUGCCAAAACUCUUUCAAUCAAAACUGAAAUUUCUGAUACCGAACCAUCGACUUCGUCUUCUAUCAAACAAGAAAAUAAAGCAACAAAAAAAUCUAAUAAUACAAAAAAAUUUAUAUCACAAUACAACGACGACAUCAAGAGCGAAGAAGUUAAACAGGAACCUGGAGAAGAUAAAUGGGAACCCCAAAAUUGGAAACAAAUAUUAGAAAAUAUACGCAUUAUGCGAUCGAAAGAUAAUGCACCUGUCGACACAAUGGGCUGUCAUAAAUGUGCAGAUGAAAAUGCAGACGAAAAGACCCAACGUUUCCAUAAAUUAGUUGCUCUUAUGCUAUCCAGCCAAACCAAAGAUGAGACCACUUAUCAUGCAAUGCUGCGUUUAAGAGAACAUAGUCUAACGCCCAAGUCAAUAAGCGAAAUGAAAUUAAAUGUAUUGGAAAAUAUACUGCAUCCAGUGUCAUUCUAUAAGAAUAAAGCCAAAUACCUUCAACAAACUUCAAAAGUUCUAAUUGAUAAAUACAAUUCCGAUAUACCUGAUAAUAUUAAGGAAUUAGUUGCUUUGCCUGGAGUGGGACCAAAAAUGGCUCAUAUUUGCAUGGCCACAGCAUGGCAUCAAACCACUGGCAUUGGUGUUGAUGUUCAUGUGCAUCGCAUUUGCAAUCGUUUAAAAUGGUUGCCACGUCCCACCAAAGAACCCGAACAAACUAGAGUUGCUUUGGAGCAAUGGUUGUCUCGUGAUCUCUGGAGAGAAGUUAAUCAUUUGUUAGUUGGUUUCGGUCAAACCACCUGUACACCUGUAAAACCUAAAUGUUUAGAAUGUUUAAAUUGCAGCAUUUGUCCAGAGGCACCAAAGGUAAACCCAUCGAAGAAGUCCGAGAAGAAGACAGAAAAUGUCCAAGUUUCGAGUCUCUGUGAUAAGGCUACUUUCAAAAAGAAGAAAAUGCAUGUGUAGACUAAGGGUGAUUGGAGGGAUUACUAACUAUAUGUUCGAUGAAUUCGUUAUUGUUUCGCACCAUAUAUGUGAUAAAUAAAGAUGUUAUCUGUUUAUCGUUGUAA